AUGGUUCCAAUUUGUAACGUGCCAGCCUAUGAAUCCGUCCUCCGCAGCAGUCCUAUUGAUGGACUGAAUCUGGCACGUGUUUUCCCCGGCGAUCCCAACGGUACUAUCACGCAACGGAUUGCUUACUGGAUCACUCAGAAGUUGAUUAAACCUGCCGACUUCGUUAUUGACCUGCACAGCGGAGGUGUGACCGCCGAAAUCCCAUCACUCAUUGGCUUCACCCACAGCGACGAUGAACUUGGCAGACGCUCACGAGCUGGUGCGCUGGCAUUCGGUGCAUCGGUGGUCUGGGAGCAUCCACCGCCAAUGCCUUCCGGUCGGACCUUAUCAGCAGCCACGGAUCUCGGUGUGCCGGCGAUCUAUACCGAGGCUGGUGGUGGCGGCUACGCCCACCCGUCUGAUGUGAAUUGCUUUACCACCGGUGUGAUCAAUGUGAUGAAGCAUCUUGAUAUGCUGGACGGUCAGUCUCAGAUUCAACCCGUAACACAUCACCUGUCCGGGGAUGGAAAUAUGGACAGUGUCAUUUCGACACCCGCCGCUGGCUACUUCCGAUCCGACGUAGCGCUGCUAGACGAAGUUAGCCCCGGUCAACGGUUGGGCACCGUUCGCGAUCCCUUCGGUGAGGUUGUAGCGGAAAUCAUGGCUGAGAGUGCCGGCGUAGUUAUUAUGCUGCGGCGCAUUCAUCGCGUCCAUGUCGGUGAUAACUUAGCUCAUGUGACGGGACGUUUAAGCAAUUGA
This is a messenger RNA of Geodia barretti, 738 nucleotides long. The record is from the annotation of a GenBank genome assembly. Lineage: Eukaryota; Metazoa; Porifera; Demospongiae; Tetractinellida; Geodiidae.